Rana temporaria (common frog) is the source of this 10867-nucleotide messenger RNA. It is a transcript of the gene CACNA1B, whose product is annotated as calcium voltage-gated channel subunit alpha1 B. The record is from RefSeq and is a predicted model, not a curated record. The transcript is spliced from 49 exons. Bases 9 to 6764 code for a protein of 2251 amino acids. Gene Ontology annotation, biological process: chemical synaptic transmission; calcium ion import across plasma membrane. Gene Ontology annotation, molecular function: high voltage-gated calcium channel activity. Lineage: Eukaryota; Metazoa; Chordata; Amphibia; Anura; Ranidae. Gene Ontology annotation, cellular component: neuronal cell body; membrane; voltage-gated calcium channel complex.
UUGAAUAUAUGAUUUUAGCCACCAUUAUUGCCAACUGCAUUGUGUUGGCUCUGGAGCAGCACUUGCCGGAACACGACAAGACCGACAUGUCAGAGAGACUGGAUGAUACUGAACCCUACUUUAUUGGCAUCUUCUGUUUUGAAGCUGGCAUCAAGAUCAUUGCCCUGGGCUUUGUGUUUCAUAAAGGCUCGUACCUACGGAAUGGGUGGAAUGUCAUGGAUUUUGUGGUUGUUCUUACCGGGAUUCUGGCAACAGCCGGCACAGACUUUGACCUGCGAACGUUGAGAGCGGUGAGAGUGCUGAGACCCCUGAAACUCGUCUCUGGGAUCCCCAGCCUCCAGGUGGUGUUAAAGUCGAUCAUGAAAGCGAUGGUCCCUCUGCUGCAAAUUGGAUUGCUGCUAUUCUUUGCUAUUGUCAUGUUUGCCAUCAUCGGACUGGAGUUCUACAUGGGGAAGUUUCACAAGACAUGUUUCUCUCGUGAUACAGGUGAGCCCACUGGUGAUUUCCCCUGUGGGGAUGAGCCCCCGGCCCGGACGUGUGAUAACGAGACUUCAGUGUGUCGCUUAUAUUGGAAAGGGCCAAAUUUUGGCAUUACCAACUUUGACAAUAUCUUGUUUGCGGUCUUGACGGUGUUCCAGUGCAUUACCAUGGAAGGCUGGACUGACAUUCUGUACAAUACCAACGAUGCCGUCGGCGCAAUGUGGAAUUGGCUGUACUUCAUCCCUCUCAUCAUUGUUGGCUCCUUCUUCAUGCUGAACCUGGUCCUGGGUGUCCUUUCCGGGGAGUUUGCAAAAGAACGUGAGAGGGUGGAGAACCGGCGGGCAUUCCUCAAACUCAGGCGCCAGCAGCAAAUAGAACGUGAGCUUAAUGGCUAUCUUGAGUGGAUCUUCAAGGCAGAGGAAGUCAUGCUUGCAGAAGAAGAUAAAAAUGCUGAGGAGAAAUCCCCCUUAGAUGUGCUGAAACGAGCUACCAUUAAGAAAAGUAAAAACGAUCUCAUCCACGCAGAGGAGGGCGAGGAUCACUUUAACGACAUCUGCUCUGUAGGGAUGCUCUUAUGUAGAAAGAAGGAAGAUGUUCUACAAAGUAAACCAUUAGGAUCCCCCUUUGCCCGGUCAAGCUUGAAAAGUGGAAAAAACGAGAGCUCAUCCUACCUCCGCCGCAAGGAAAAGAUGUUCCGGUUCUUCAUUCGCCGCAUGGUUAAGGCACAAAGCUUUUACUGGUUUGUGCUGUGCGUGGUUGCAUUGAACACACUUUGCGUCGCCAUUGUACACUACAACCAGCCAGCAUGGCUCACCAAAGCCCUGUAUUUUGCAGAGUUUGUUUUCCUAGGCCUCUUUCUAACAGAAAUGUCCCUAAAGAUGUAUGGCCUGGGUCCUCGACACUACUUUCACUCAUCUUUUAACUGUUUCGAUUUUGGGGUGAUAGUGGGAAGUAUUUUCGAGGUGAUUUGGGCAGCAGUAAAACCAGGGACUUCUUUUGGGAUCAGUGUGCUUCGAGCACUGCGGCUUCUCCGUAUCUUCAAAGUCACAAAGUACUGGAAUUCCUUGAGAAACUUGGUGGUGUCCUUGCUUAACUCCAUGAAGUCCAUUGUCAGUCUUUUGUUCCUUCUUUUCCUCUUCAUCGUGGUCUUCGCACUUUUGGGGAUGCAGCUUUUUGGGGGACAAUUCUACUUUGAAGAGGAAACAAGAAACACAAAUUUUGACACCUUCCCCACUGCCAUCUUGACCGUUUUUCAGAUCCUGACAGGGGAGGACUGGAACAAUGUCAUGUACUUUGGAAUCGAAUCACAAGGGGGUGUCAGCAAAGGAAUGUACUCCUGUAUUUACUUCAUCAUACUGACCCUGUUUGGAAACUACACCCUCCUGAAUGUAUUUCUAGCCAUUGCUGUUGACAAUCUGGCCAACGCACAGGAACUUACAAAGGAUGAGGAGGAGAUGGAGGAGGCUACCAAUCAGAAGCUGGCACUCCAGAAAGCCAAAGAAGUGGCAGAAGUCAGCCCCAUGUCAGCCGCCAACCUUUCAAUCACAGCUUUUGUAAAGCAAACUCGAGGUGCGAUUUCUCGCAGCCCAUCUAUCUGCAACGUAAAUUUACCUGGACAGCAAAACUCAACUAAAUGUCGGUCUGUAUGGGAGCAGCGCACAACCCAAAUCCGUAUGCACAACUUCCAGGCUAGCUGUGAGGCACUCUACAGUGAGCUGGAGCCUGAAGACCGACUGCGCUAUGCUACUACUUUGCGACUGCGGCCGGAUAUGAAGAGUCACAUGGAUCGACCGUUGCUGGUGGACCCGCAAGAUUCCACAGAGACCAAAGAUGGCAGCCCAGAGGAGUUAGCACCCAAUGAGAUAGAGCCGGGGCCUGUGGAGGCUACGGAGCCAGCACCACGGAAACACCGACACCGUGAGAGAGGCACAGGUGAAACCAAUGGUGGCUGUAGAGAGAAUGGUAAUCAUAAUGGAGACUCGGGUAGUAAUGAUAGAGAGGAGCGCCAUCGGCAGCAUAGAAGUCGCAGUAAAGAAGGGGAAGGUGGGAAGGAAGGAAGGGGAGAGCGGAAUCGAAGCCAAGAGAGGGGAAAGCGGCACCACCGCAGGGCCUCCCCCGAAGAGGGUACGGAAAGGGAGCACCGCCGGCACCGUACACACCGCCACUCUGCAGAAAGACAAGGCAAAGAUGGUAAUGGACAACCAGGUUCUGGCAGCAAAGGCGAAAGGAAGUCUCGGCACCGAGGAGGAGGGUCUAGAUCAGGCACCAGAGAUGGAGAUGGCACGACUCGUGGUGAAAAUGGGGAGGAGGUUCCUAGGUCACGUCAUCGCAACAGGCACAAAGCACUUUCUACAUAUGACACAGAGGAGAAAAAAGAAAAUAAAGAUGGAGAAUCUGCUGAGAAGGAACAUCGCAAUCACAGACCCAGGGACCACCGUAACGAGGCUGAGGUCCCUGUCGGGGGUCUACAGCAGCUGCCGGAGCAAUCAGAAGAUGCCGAUAACCAAAAAAAUGUGAACCGAAUGUCUCAGCCACACACGGACCGCUCCAGCACAGUUAAUAUACCCGUCACCAUCACAGCACCGCCCGGCGACACCGCAGUCAUACCAAUCAAUAACGUGGAAUUCGACGUCAAGUCUGAGGAGAAGAAGGAGAUGGAAGCAGAGGACUUAACGAAAAAUGGGCCGAAGCAGAUUCUGCCAUACAGCUCCAUGUUCAUCUUCAGCUCCACCAACCCAGUCCGCCGUCUGUGUCACUACAUUGUCAACCUACGCUAUUUUGAGAUGGUCAUCCUGGUAGUCAUUACACUGAGCAGCAUUGCACUGGCUGCGGAAGACCCCGUACAGGCCGAUGCCCCUCACAAUGAUGUGCUGAAAUAUAUGGAUUACAUUUUCACAGGGGUCUUCACUUUUGAGAUGGUGAUAAAGAUGAUUGAUUUGGGUCUUCUCCUCCAUUCUGGUUCAUAUUUCCGGGACCUCUGGAAUAUUUUAGAUUUUAUUGUGGUCAGUGGAGCCUUGGUGGCUUUCGCCUUCUCGAGUUUUGUUGGAGGGAACAAAGGGAAAGAUCUAAACACCAUCAAAUCCCUGCGGGUCCUCAGGGUUCUGCGGCCUUUGAAAACUAUUAAGCGGCUGCCCAAGCUCAAGGCGGUGUUCGACUGUGUAGUGAAUUCACUGAAGAAUGUACUCAACAUCCUCAUCGUUUAUAUGCUCUUCAUGUUCAUCUUUGCCGUUAUUGCUGUUCAGCUCUUCAAGGGCAAGUUCUUUUACUGUACAGAUGAGUCAAAAGACCUGGAGAAAGAUUGCCGGGGGGAAUAUCUUAAUUAUGAAAAUGAUGAUGUGAGGGCACAGCCCAGGGAAUGGAAGAAAUAUGAAUUCCACUACGACAAUGUCCUUUGGGCUCUCCUGACUCUCUUUACAGUUUCCACUGGGGAAGGGUGGCCCAACGUCCUAAAACACUCGGUGGAUGCAACCUACGAGGAGCAGGGCCCCACUCCCGGCUUUCGCAUGGAAAUGUCCAUCUUCUAUGUGGUCUAUUUUGUGGUGUUUCCUUUCUUCUUUGUCAACAUAUUUGUGGCUCUAAUUAUCAUCACUUUCCAGGAGCAGGGAGACAAGGUCAUGUCAGAGUGCAGUCUUGAGAAGAAUGAGAGGGCCUGCAUAGACUUUGUCAUCAGUGCUAAGCCCCUAACGCGAUACAUGCCUCAGAACCGGCAAUCAUUCCAAUAUAAGAUGUGGCGGUUUGUAGUGUCUCCUCCAUUUGAGUAUUUCAUCAUGGUGAUGAUUGCGCUCAACACCAUCGUGUUGAUGAUGAAGUUCUAUGGAGCAUCAAGUACCUAUGAAGAAAUGUUGCGGGGCCUCAAUAUUAUCUUCACGUCAAUGUUCUCACUGGAAUGUAUCCUGAAAAUCAUUGCCUUUGGUGUUCUGAAUUACUUGCGGGAUGCUUGGAAUGUGUUUGACUUUGUCACGGUUUUGGGAAGUAUAACUGAUAUAUUAGUAACGGAGAUAGCGAACACGGAAAAUUUCAUCAACCUGAGUUUCUUAAGAUUAUUUCGAGCUGCUCGACUGAUUAAGUUGCUACGUCAAGGUUACACCAUCCGCAUCCUUCUGUGGACUUUCGUACAAUCGUUUAAGGCCCUGCCCUAUGUCUGCCUCCUUAUUGCAAUGCUGUUCUUCAUCUAUGCCAUUAUUGGUAUGCAGGUAUUUGGCAACAUUGGUUUGUCUGAUGAUAGCGCCAUCAACAGUCAUAAUAACUUCCGCACCUUCUUUCAAGCACUGAUGCUCCUGUUCAGGAGUGCCACUGGUGAGGGCUGGCACGAGAUCAUGCUGUCCUGUCUAAGCAACAGACCCUGUGACCAACGCUCCGGUAACAACACAGCGGAAUGCGGAAGUGACUUUGCAUAUUUCUACUUUGUCUCCUUUAUCUUCCUGUGCUCUUUCCUGAUGCUCAAUCUCUUUGUGGCCGUCAUCAUGGAUAAUUUUGAGUAUUUGACUCGAGACUCCUCCAUUCUGGGUCCACAUCAUCUCGAUGAGUUCAUCCGUGUUUGGGCAGAGUAUGAUCCAGCUGCUUGUUAUCGCAUUCACUAUAAGGAUAUGUACAAUUUAUUACGUGUAAUUGCCCCUCCACUGGGGCUGGGGAAGCGCUGCCCGUCGCGGGUAGCCUACAAGCGUUUGGUAAAGAUGAACAUGCCAAUCUCUGAUACAGACCUUACCGUCCACUUCACGUCCACACUGAUGGCGUUAAUUCGCACAGCACUGGACAUUAAAUUGGCCGCAGGUGGAAUAAAGCAGCAUGAAUGCGACACAGAUUUACGGAAAGAGAUCUGCUCAGUGUGGCCCAACCUGUCUCAGAAAACAUUAGAUUUGCUUGUCCCCCCUCAUAAACCGGAUGAAAUGACUGUUGGGAAAGUUUAUGCAGCUCUCAUGAUCUUUGACUUCUACAAGCAGAACAAAAACAACCGGGACCAAUCUCAUCAGCCACCUGGAGUCUUAUCUCAGACGGGAACAGUGUCCCUUUUCCAGCCACUAAAAGCCACUCUGGAACAGAACAUUCCUAGUCCGUUUGGCAGCAGCAAAAUUUUCCUACGACAAAAGAGCUCGGUAUCCCUGAACAACGGCGGUGUGGUACCCAACCAAGAGGGUGGAAUACGGGAAUCAAGCUCAUGGGGGACGCAACCGGCCCCAGACCCUUUCUCCACUCCACGGAGCACAGCAUUCCAAAGGGGCCACUCAGAGGAGAUUCACACCCAGGAGCAGGUCAAGCAGUCUGUAGAAAUGAAAGAAAUUGGGCAGAGUUUAUCCAAUGGUGGAGAGCACUCGAUCGGACUGGAGAUACAAGGGCGAGCAGUGUCCAUGCCGCGCCUGGCUGCAGAAGCUCAUCCUAUAACUGAUACAAGCCCAAUGAAACGCUCUGUGUCAACGCUGACUCCCCCGCAGCGGCCCCAGCUGUAUGAAUAUUCCCUAGAGAGGGUGCAGCAUGACCGCAGCCAUCAGCACCAUCACCGAUGUCACCGGCGCAAAGAGAAAAAACAAAAGUCCAUGGACAGGUCUCCGCAGAAUGAUGACCCAGAAGCUCCACCACGGGAGAGGCGACAGGAGAGAGGGAGGUCACAGGAACGCAAGCAGCAACCACCGUCCUCAUCGGAGAAGCAGCGCUUUUACUCAUGUGACCGAUAUGGCAGCAGAGAUUCUGGGCAUCCCCGGCACUCUGACCACAGCCGGGCCACCUCGCCCACUUCUGGACAGGAUCCUGCUUCUCACAGACAGGGCAGUGGUUCGGCCAGCGGGAGUCCACGUCUGACCAGCUCCGGUGCUAGUACCCCAUGCCGCGGAGUCCGGAGGCAGCUGCCACAGACGCCGCUCACUCCUCGGCCCAGCGUCACAUAUCGGACAGCUCACUCUUCCCCUGUGCACUUCGGGGGCCCCAUUUACUCUCCCGGACGUCUGAGCCGGGGUCUAUCAGAGCACAAUACUUUGCUGUACAGUGAUUCCCCAAGCCACUCCGCCUGCACAGUUACGCGCAUUGGUUCUGACCCGUACCUUGGACCACGCCAGGAUGCCGACAGCUACUGCCCUGUGCCUGAGGACACCUUAACCUUUGAGGAGGCCUUGGCCAGCAACUCUGGACGUUCCUCUCGGACUUCCUAUGUGUCCUCACUCACUUCCCAUUCCCACCAGCUUUGCAGGGUCCCCAACGGCUACCACUACACCUUAGGGCUCAGUUCAGGGUCCGGCCAAGCUCCUAGAGUUCGAAGCUAUUACCAUGAAGCAGAUGAGGAUGACUGGUGCUAGCAGAGGGAGCCAAAGUACGUUCUCAGUCUCGCUUUUCACUUCACCAGGAAGCCGAAGCAACAGGAGCAGAAAGGGGGGCUCUUGUGUUCAGUUACUACUGAUGAGUUUUAUCAUCAGCCAACAGAUCGCCGGGACAUCAGAGCAUGUUUCGGCAAAGUAAAGACAGCGACCUUCGGAAAAAAAUCCGAGCGAAAAAUAAGGAAGAAAUUAUGAACAAGCAGGGCAGAGCCAGAGCAGGCCUCAGUUUUAAAUUGUUCUGGCAUUUGUCAUAUUUUCAGUCUUCCUUUUGGGGAGAGUUACAAUGCCUCUUUUCUAGUAAUUGGAAUAUGGGAUGUAGGACAAGAUGGCAAGCCUGGAGAUUGAAGAAAAAAAAAGAGCAGCAAGUUUAGGACCGAAGAGUAUUGAGGUUGCUUUUUUAAUUCUUUAUAUAGACUUUAAAGGAUAGAAGGAGAAUUAUUGACAAGCUCUUCACCUUUCUAUUCUCAUCCUUCACAAACUUCUGAGAAUUUUUUGAUCAGUCAUACUUGCAUCACAUUCACUCUCCACCAAUCAUUGCUUAGCAGGGGAAUUGCAACUGAAACUUGUUCAUACGGACAGACAUGACCCAAGACAGACCAUGCAGUUUCUUCACAACCUCUACUUGUCCUGCUCUCUUUAGAAUUAGUGUCCGUGCCAUAGACAUUUAUUUUUAAUUUCAUAAUAGAUUUGGCAUUUGAAGCACGACACAUUUAGCCAAUGGCGUUGUUUUGCUGGUAUGAGACACCGCCUGACCUGACACACUCUACCAACCAGGCUCAGCAGCACACCAAAUCUAGAAAGGAUCCUCAGAGGUUCCCUUUAGUGGCAAGUUAACAGAAGAUUAUUUUACAAAUGUUGUGGUGCCUGAGUGGCAGUUAUCAUGACUGCUGAACAAAAAAUUAUGGUUACCCUUUAAACAAAUGUUUGUAUUGUGUGUCUGUGUGUGAGUGUGUGCUGCUAUUAUGAUAUGUAACUCCUUUAGUGCAAGAGGAACCCUUAGUGCAAUUCAAUGAAUGCAUGGGGGCCUGCCUUUCUGCACCAGUCUGUUCACUGUCCUAAAACUCACCAACGAGCCUUUUCUCCUGUCCUCAGCAUAGCCUAGAUUUUGGUAAUGCACAGGUGUGAGUAUGCAUGUCUUUGGUUAGUGUGAGUUUUGCACAUUAUUUGGUCAAUGAAGUUGCACUAAUGUGUAUUUCAAGUGGGAUAUUUUCUUUUUGUUUUUUAAUUUUUGAUGUAUUUAAAAGGUCAUAUUGGGAGCUGGCUUCGAUAAUCGUUGACCAGCGCUUGUUCCCAAACUCAUGCUAUCUAUGUUUUAGUCAUGUUGUUUGCACUGAGCAACCCUGAAGACUCGUAGUUCAUGGCAGUCUAUACGUUCCUUCCAUUUUAUACUUUCAACAGCACCCUGUGCUACAGAUGAUUGUACACUCUUAGAUUUGGGCUGACUGAUCAUUUUUAUCAUGGUUUCCUGUGCCAUACAACUGUAAAGGCAGGAAGACCUCUGCCCCAGUGCCAAAUGCUUUGAGUAUCUUUGGGCUAUAGGUAUCACUGUGGCAAUGUUUGCAAGCCCUGUAUACAAAUUACCAUUCUCUAAGUUCAGCCAAACCUUAAGGUGUCAGCCUGUCCUAUGGCAAUAAACCGGUCCGUGAUUGGGGCAGAUCUCAUUCUGCUAGCGCCAUGUGGCCUUUGCAGUCAUAUGUAGCAUAUAGUUGAUGAAAUAAAAGUAACGGCAAGCACAACACAAUAGAGAUACCUGGUGGGCUUGAUAUGAGGGAUAUAGUAUCUAUUCUGUGCAUAUUACAUAAUAGUAAUCUAUUUUAAGGGCAAAGCUGAUUUUCCAAAGACAUUUUCAGAGGUCAUAUAAAAAAAAUGCAACAAUAGAGAUUAAAAUAUUUUAUUUGUCGUAGAUCGUAACUACUGGCACUGGCUGAAUUGUUUCUCCACCCAUAAAAGUGGAGUUCCUUGACUCAGUUCUGUCUUUAGUAGUGUUGUCUUUCGUUUUAUUCUACUAUAUAUAAUUAAUGCAGCAUUUAACUGACAAAAUAUGUCAUUGACUGCUUUAAGGAGUUGUUUUCUUUUUUAUUUACAAAAAUAUAUUUAAAAAAAAUAUAUAUCUUAGACUCCUGUCUCGCACAAUAUAUUAAAAAGUCAGACUUUGGGUGAAUGAAGGUGGUGGAGAAAAUAGGCAAUUGUAAGGGACAGUUUUUAUUUAUACGUAACUUACCAAACUUCACAGCUGGUUUGUGCACUGUCGCAAAUGUUUCACUAUGUCUCAUUCAUUGCUAAGUGCCUACAUUUUACAGAUAGUGGUCUUACAAGCACGCAACAUGACUCUAUUAUCCUUCAAACUCAUGUCCUCUUAUUUCUUCAAAAAACUCCUAACUUACAUUUUGUACUAUAGUAUUCAGUAAGAGAAAGGCUGGCUGAAAAAAAGAUGGGCUUUUAGAAUAUACCUAUAUUUUUUAUUACACUAUAUAUGAAGAGUUUAGACAGUGUUAACUCACACCAUUGUACCUGUUUGGGCCACCAUUAAUUCCAUCUAUUAGACGACAACAGACAUUUGAUAUCCAUAGUAAGGCUUUUGUGGAAUGUUUACAAGCCAUUGUUAUGUUACCAAGCACCUGGAUUGUGGUUUACAACAUUAAUAUAACACUUUUGAAGUUUUUUUUUUCUCUUUGAAGAGAGAUUCUUAGCUGGGUGCUCUUUUUGUCUUAAAACAAAACUAAGUUUUGAUAUGAUAACAUAAUAAACCAUAUUUAAUCCACAGUGGCCGAAAUUAAUCACAAAGCAUUGUGAUAGUUUAUGGAUCAUCCUGAGGUUUUUUUUUGUGUUUUUUUUUUACAAAUCUUUAAAUUCUACAGAAGAAUGACUUUAUACAAAAUUGUAGUCUGUAGCCAGUGGGUUCAAAGAAACCUACUCUCAAUUAAAAAAAAAAACAUUGUUGAUGUAUUUCUUUAUCUCUUUAGGAAUGCUCAGGCGCAAGAAUUUCAUUCAAAUGUAGCCUAACAUUUCAUUCCAAACAUAUCUGCAUGUUUAUAAUUGUUCAUUCAACUGAAAAAGGGCUUUUGGGUAUCAGUUGUAAGUGCAAAUUAUUGUUAAAAAAAAACGCAGGAUUCUUUCGCUGUGACUGAAAUCAAGCUGAAGGAUUUUGUGUGUUUAGGAGACGAGGGUAGAUGUAUAUAUAUUGGAGGCUGUGCUCCUGCCAAAGUAACCCCCUUUUUCACCGAAUAUUUUUUAUUAGGUUGUCAGAACACCAGAUUUGAAGGUGUCAAAACAAUUCUGCAGAUUCCUAUAAAAGUUUUGGAAUGUUAUAUUACGCGUUGGACUGACAUUUCAUGCAGACAUUAAUUCAGUUUGGUGCAGAAGAGAGCAAAAAUUGUAAGAAACCUUGACCCAGAAAAUCAGGUCUAAUAUCACAUAUUGUUAAAGGGUGUAACAGUGAGUUUUAGAAAUCUGUAGACCAGCUGUAUCCUACACAGUCCUUUAAAAUGCCCUUUACUCGCUGGUGCCUCUGCAUGUCAUUGGAACUGUAUUUACUACAGGGCUAUGCAAGACACGUAUCAAGAUAUGGCAAGAUUGCCAACUUCAUCCAGUGCUAUGUUGGACAAAUCUCCCACAUUUGAGGCUUAUGGAUAAAUGCGACCAAAUGUUUUCUAUGUUUUUUUAUUAUUUUACUAUCCCUGAGACGAAGAAAAAAAAAUUAUGGGCACAACUUUCAUGUUUUCUGAAAAAAAAAAUUAAAACAAAAAAAAUUAUAAAAAAAGCUCCAUAAAAACAAUCAUGAAAAAAGACAAGACAAUUGAACAUUUUGCGCUGAAAGCAUGGAACCUUGUUUUAUAAGCUGAAUUGUACGGCCUUCACUCUCACCCACAUAGUCACACCUGGUCUGUGCUCUCCCCAGAUGAGCUAUAAAAUAACUUUUUUCAGUGUUGUAAGCAAAGCCAUUUAGCAUGAUCGGGUUAUUGUUUAGACUGUGCCUAACGCUCAGUUUGUGCUUAAAGGGGUUGUGACUGGUUACAUUUAAGAUUUGAACUUGUGUUUUAACUGAUGGAGGGUAUCAGGGUAGUGCCACCAGUGAAUAGGAAAUU